AUGGAGUCUUACACGCACGCGCCCAGCCCACCCCACUCAACAUCGGUACCCUCUGACUCGGGCGCUGUCGAUUCACGGGCGUCACCCCCGAAUACCGUGCAGGCCGCUUGUCUUGCAUGCAGGGGAAAGCAUCUAAAGUGUGAUGGGAAGUAUCCGUGCUCGCGCUGUCAAACAUCAGAAUCCGAAUGUGUCUACGUGGCAUCUCGUCGCGGUUAUAAAGGACCGAGAAAGAAUGCCGUCUCAAACCCAAAUAAGCGUCAUGCAACUGACUCUCCGCCAUCCGCCGGCGGCGAUAGUUGUCCGAUGCUGCUGGGUGCGACGGUUUCAACCGCUGCGCCUCCGAGCUUAGCGACCUUUAAUCCGGCCAUGGUAAUCCCCGAGUCGCCCGCAACGCCAUUUGCGCCCCCUGGCAUGAACGGCCUUCAAUUGUACAGAAACCCUUACCUUAACGGUACUAAUGGUGCUCUGGUAGAAGCAAACUCGCGACCACAGACGGUUCCGGAGCGCUGUAUCGAUUCGUUCUACUACUUUUUCUACCCUGGUCACCCUGCUGUUCUACCAAAGGACCACCUGCUCAAGAUGUCGAAAGAGAGGGACCUUAAUCACUUGCUCGCAGCGAUGAGGUGGGUUGGGUCCUUAUAUAUCGACGCCGGUCCUUCUCGUGCUACGUUCUUCGAAGAGGCUAUGCGUUUGGUCUACGCUCCGAACGUUGUCAAGGAUGGCUACUUGGUUCAAGCUAUGGUCAUUGUCCUCAUAGGACUAGAUGGCAACUGCCAACAGGAAAAGGCACGCGAAAUUCUCUCCGACGUCGAGCGGAUCGCCAUAGAAAUAGGCCUCUAUACGAGGGCUUACGCCACGAUGCACGGAGGCGGUGUCCCAAGGCUAGAAGAGAGUUGGCGACGGACGUGGUGGGACUUAUUCGUUGUAGACGGAAUGGUUGCCGGAGUGCACCGUCACACAAAUUUCCUCCUCUUUGAUAUCGUGGCUGAUGUUGGCCUUCCAUGCGAAGAACAUGAAUACACGUCAGGAAAUAUCCCACGCCCGAUGUAUUUAGAGGACUUCGACGAUCAGAUUUUCUCUGGAGAAGAACGAGAGUUCUCCUCGUUCGCCUACCGCGUUGCAUCCAUAAGGAACCUCGGGCGCAUGAUGCGACUGAGCGGUUAUCCGAGCGACGAGAAUGUCAACAGGAUCGAAACGUUGCUUUCCAACUGGAGGAUGCACUUGCCGCGGUCGAAGCAGCACAGUUUGAACAAGAACUGCCAGCCAGACGAGAUGAUGUUCCAAGCACAUAUGAUUAAUCAUGCCUGCUCGAUAAUGUUGCAUCAGCCUCUUUCACAGCUAGAUUCGUCGCCGGCACGUGAAGUAACGGCUUGCGCGCCACAUCGAGCAGUCGAGAGUGGUGACCAUUUUAAUAUCCACACUAGGCAUAUCAUCACGGCCUCGUGCGAGAUCAGCAAGAUGGUUACGUAUAACGUGCCAAUCACUAGCCAUACGCAUUUUUUCACGUGUGUGCUGACCCUUUCCUCGAUCGUCCAUCUUAGCAAAUGGGCCCUCGAGUACUUCAUCCAAGACGAAGACGAACUUCGACAACGAAUCCGACUAAAUAUCGGAGCUCUAAAUAAGCUCAGCGGCGUUUGGAAGGCAGCCAGUACGGCGUCAAGCCAAGUCAAGGGCGUCGCACAGGAGAUCUACCGCGCUAAGAGGGCGCAGCAGAAUAACCCUUCGUUCUGGGUCGGGUUCACGCAGGAAGAAAUUAUCAGCAGCAUGGCAGCCGACGAGGGCAUCAUGUCCGAGAUCAACACUAUGCUCACGAGCGCACCGAGUGCACCUUGA
Messenger RNA from Daldinia loculata, 1833 nucleotides. RefSeq lists its product as uncharacterized. Bases 1 to 1833 code for a protein of 610 amino acids. Gene Ontology annotation, biological process: regulation of DNA-templated transcription; DNA-templated transcription. Lineage: Eukaryota; Fungi; Ascomycota; Sordariomycetes; Xylariales; Hypoxylaceae. The record is from RefSeq and is a predicted model, not a curated record. Gene Ontology annotation, molecular function: DNA binding; DNA-binding transcription factor activity, RNA polymerase II-specific; zinc ion binding. The transcript has 5 exons.